AUGAGGUCACACGCCGAGGUGGCAUUUAUCAGCCUCGCGCUGGGUCUUAUCAGUUCUGGAACAGCUGCACAUCGAUGCUGCUCCGGUGAAUCUUACGCUGUGUGCUCGACUCGAAAAAAAGGGAUCUUGGUUGUCAAUUUAAAUUCAUCCCGAAAUUGCGUCCCAAUUGUCAAAGAGGAGGGGCCCAUUCGGCGCUCCUUGAAGUCCUUAGAAAAGAUUGAGGAUGAAUGUGUGACAGUUGGCUUAGUCCUGUCGCGUUUCCGCCCAUCCUUUGUCAAGCAAAGUGUUUGCUACUGGGCACUUACUUCGCCAGACAACUCAACUGAAAUCCAACCUGGUCUUAUCAAGGUUCCAAGCUUUGCUACAUGUCUGGAAGGAUCCUACGAUCAUCGCCAAAAGCUGAAAGGAUGCAGUCUUGACCUGGCCCGAGCACAAGCAUUCUGUUAUUGUCGAGGCGACAAAUGCAAUAAAGUUAUCAACUUCAACAAUACUGAAGAGUUUCUGCGACGAUACGGUCCAAGAUCCGUGGAUUAUGUCGAUUUUUAUGAGGCGUCGACCGAGCCCCCUGAAUUUGUCUACUCUGGAUAUGAUCCGCUCGUCAUUCCGAAUCCUGGGCUCAUGAUUGCGGCUGUGCUGAUUUCAAUGAGCCUUGCCUGUCUUCUGGUGAUGAUCUGCGCGUACUCUUAUUUCCGCAUGGCAAAGGCCCUUGGGCUUCAUCCCAAACUGAUGCGCAAGUACCGCCCCACGGACGAAAUCAGGGACCAACAAGUUCAAAAUUGCAAUACGCAAUCAAUUCAAGAAAAACUUCUAUCAAUUCAUUACGAAGAAUCCAGCUCACGUGAUUCCGGCAUUCCGACAACAGUUCUUCACGACUCGUUAGAAGUCAGCACUGCCCAUUCUCCGACCUCCUCCAGAACAGCGAGUACAGCUGCGACGUCGCGUUAUUACAGUGACAAUAUCAGAUUUGACAGUGUGAUCGGCCAAGGUCGGUUUUCCACUGUUUGGAAAGUCAAGUGUUUAAAUGAGCCGGGAGAUUUCUGUGUGAAAGAAUUCAACGCUUCGGAAACUUCGCCACUUUAUCAAUCAAAGCACGUGAUCCGGCUUCUUUCCUCCGUUGAGCACAAGAGUGAAACUGGCCGCAACUCUCUUUGGCUCGUCUUGCCAUUUUACCAAAACGGCGAUCUCCAGCAAUAUUUGAAGAAGACCUCUCCUUGCACUCUUUUGCUGAUGGAAUUGACGCUCUCCUUGUUGUCUGCAGUGGAGUUUAUUCAUUCAGAAAAAGAUUCUUUUGGAUGCCUGCGGAUGCCAAUGGCUCAUCGGGACAUAAAGUCAUCAAAUAUUCUGGUCAAUGACUGUGGAAAAAGCGUUAUUCUGGCCGACUUUGGUUUAUCGAUGAGACUAUCUCCAGAUAUGUACAGUACUGCAUCGUCUAUUGGGCAAGCUGGAACGAGUCGUUACAUGAGCCCAGAACUACUCGACCGAUACUCAGACUUAUCAAAUCCUGAGAGCUUCAAACAAGUCGAUUUAUACGCCCUGAGUCUUGUUAUUUGGGAAAUUUUGAAUCGCUCGAAGUUUUCGAAUAUGCACGAAGCACCAGAAUACGCUGCUCCUUAUUCUCAUCUGGUCUGCGAUCAGCCAAGUAAAGAAAUCAUGCGAACAGUCGUUGUGUCUAAGAAUCUCCGACCGAGAAUACGACCAAAUUGGACCGAAGAUGAAAUUGGAAAGUUUUUUGUUCAAAUGAUUGUUGAAAUGUGGGAAAAAGACCCAGAGUCGAGAUUGCCCGCUGGAAGUGCACGCCAACGACUUGAGAAAUUCUACGCCUCUUAUCAAUAA
Oikopleura dioica is the source of this 1833-nucleotide messenger RNA. NCBI's taxonomy places the organism in Eukaryota, Metazoa, Chordata, Appendicularia, Copelata, Oikopleuridae. The record is from the annotation of a GenBank genome assembly.